GAUGCUCGAUUGAUAAGCGCUCUAUUUGUAAUGUCUUGUUUCAAAGGGUUGCUUAAUCUGUCACUAAACGUUUUAUUAUUUGGAUUAGUGCUAUAAAGCAUUUGAAAGUAUUCUGGAAUGCAUUGUAACGUAUGCUAAAAUUAAUUCACGGCAAAUGCAGUGUUACAAUUUUAAACAAAGAAUUACAGAUAAAUGGAACGCAAUUUUAUUAAUCCCAGGAAUUAGUAGUUGUAGACGCCGGUUACCACGCACAUGUAAAGUGUAUUUCAUUGUGAAAGAAGUCUUAAAAUGGCCCAUUAUGACACCAAGUUGCUGUGCCAGAGCUGACCUCUGCAUUUCGACCUAACAGCAGAUGUAGAGUGCUGUGACUGACAGUUUCAAGUAUGUGUAGUCUUAAACGCCACCACAGCCAAAGUUCUCUAGAUGAAAGUAAAUCCAAACGAAAAUGCCGUUGUUCAUCUGUGGAAAAGGAUAAGACCCAUGCUCAAACAGAAAAGUUUAAGGAUAUUCCAAGUAUUUCAUUUGUAUCAUCUGCAACUUGCUGUGCAGUCAGCCACAAGCAAAUUUAUGAACUUUUGAAGUAUGCUGCUUUGGGAAGGUGUAAUGGAGCUACUCAGCCAAGUUGGUGUCGUAUCCAUCACCAGAAAUAUUUGUCUUCCACUGUGGUAAUCGUGCUGCAUGGAAUAAAUCAGCUGCAUUUUUACAGAUUCUAUCUGCAGUUCAGACAUCUCAGGAAAGCAUUCAGACAUAGACUCAGCUUACUACCAUCUCCUUCAUCUGAUAUUAUCACCACCAUACUGGGGGAAAAUUACAUCAGUAUUUCAAGGAAAACUACAAGAAGCGGUGAACAGAAUACUGAUAUCCAAGCCUGUUCCAGUGCUACGGUUGCGAAUGAGUCUUCUGACAGUCCAGGAACAACUAUAAUCUCAAACAGUGAUCCCAUAGUUCAGAAAUAUGGUGCUGAGAAACAAGGCCUAACCAGUUACUUGGUUUCUGAGGAAGAAAUGAAACAAUAUAAGUACCCAUUAACAGACUGUCCUGGUUUUGAAGACUUUAUUCAUACUGGCUGCACAGGCCCAGUGACUGAUAACAGUCCACUGUUUGGUUUGGAUUGUGAAAUGUGUCUGACAGAAAAUGGGAGCGAACUUGCACGUAUUUCUGUGGUAGAUGCUGGUGGAUGUUGCGUAAUGGAUGAGCUGGUGAAACCAAAAGCCAGAAUUAUUAAUUAUCUUACCAGGUUUUCAGGCAUUACUCGGAAGAUGUUGCGUCAUGUAAAAACACGAUUAAAAGAUGUCCAGGACAGACUAAAACAGUUGCUUCCUACUGAUGCAGUACUAGUAGGACAUUCUUUAGAAAAUGAUCUAAGGGCUUUGCAGAUGAUCCAUCACAAUAUUAUUGAUACCUCACUGCUUUAUCCAAGAGAGCUGGGUCAAAAGUUUAAGUUGAAGUUUCUGGCACAAGCUGUUCUGGGAAAAGUGAUACAGUGUCGGAAGGAAGUUGGUCAUGAUCCAUCAGAGGAUGCCCGAGCUGCACUACAACUGGCUCAGUUCUUCAUUAGCCAAGGACCCUGGAAAGUUGCAGAGCUGAACCUGGAAGACACUGUGCAGAGACAAGUAAUGAAUGGUCGUCGUCCAACACUGCUUGCUAAAUCACAUCAUCAAGGCCCAUUGAUUGUGCAAGAAGGGUCAUCGUUGCAACAGAAUAUUAUAGCUCCUAUGAACAAGACUGAAGUUUUAAAUGGAUCUGACCUCAUAUUUGACAAUCUUCAAGAUGCAGUUGGUUCUGCUGGCAAAGCAACAGUAUUUGUUGGUAGGAAAGAACAUUUUACAGAAAUGAAACAAGUAACGUUUAGGAGAAGUGUUCAGUGUACGUCUGACCAAGAGGUUCUAAAGACAGCCAAGCAAGAAGUGCCUUCUGCUGCAUUUAGUGUGGUCCAGUUCUCUGCUUUUUCUGAAUCCUCUACUCUCUCAAUUGACAAUGAGAUAGCAUGCCAUCUGAAUGAGAUGUGUGUGGUGUAUGUUGGCCCAUUCAGGGAAGAUUUUUGCCUUGCAUCUGUGAAGAAAAUUGUGAAAGCCUGUGGGCCCAUUGAGUCUGUCAGCAUUAUUCCUAACACAGAAAAGCUACAUGUUUGUGUGCAGUAUGAAGUGCUUGAAGGAGCAGAACUAGCCAUAGAAGUGCUGAAUGGGCUGGAGGUAGAAGGCGUUCCCAUAAAGGUUCAAAGACCAGUUAAAGAAACAACAUUAGACAAUGAAAAUAUCUUGCUGGAGCUAGAGAAAGAUGUGGUAAACAAAAAUGCAAUAUAUGUCACUGGAAUAAAGAAGAAUUCUACAGAAAAUGAUGUGGUGAAGCACUUCAGUCAUUUUGGGCAGCUUGAAGCAGUCAUUUACCCUAAGGAUGCAAAAACUGGAAAAUACAAGAAAUAUUGUUUUAUAAAAUACCAGAACAGUGAAAGCUGUGAAAAUGCACUUCAGUGGUGUGCUUCUCCAACUGGAUGUGGAGUGCUGCGUAAGAGAAUGAAGAAAAGGAGAGCUCUUACUCCAGGCCACCUUCAAGCAUGGAUUAAUUUGACCCAUUACAGUACUGUAGGAGCUGCCUCAUGGGAUGCAGAAGUGAAACACACUCCGGUGUCCAUUAGGACAGAUGAAUCUCCACACACUACUGAGAAAGAGCUUAAGGAUUUAGCGAAACUUGUGGACAAAAAGGUGAAGAAACUGUACAAGUCCCUGCCAAAUGAAACACUGUGCCUUGUCCUUUUGCCAGGAACGGAGAGCUGCCAAGGCUUCAUGCCUGGAAUGUGCUUAUUAGGAAUAAAGGAAGAUGAAUCUUGAACAGCUUUCUGUUCUGGUAAAGAGGGUUUGAGACAACAUCUGCACAUUUGGAUAUAACGAUGGAACAUUUUUGUACUUGCAUUUCAAGUUAUGAUGUGCUUGGAGAAUCUCUUAUACAAGUCCAUAUGGGCAGCACAAGUGUCCCACACACACACACUGUGCUGUGCUAAGUGGCCUUUGGCAUAAUUAUGGAAUAUAUGUCUGCAAUCCAGCUUUUGUGCAGAGAUUCAUUUUUAUACGUUUAUUUUGAAGACUUGUGAAAGAAACGCAUGUGUGCUGUCAGAAGUUGUUAUUUUAGAUUUUUUUUUUAACCUAAAAUACAUUUUUAUAUCCAGUAUUUAUUAUUGGUGGCAUUUGUGCAAAUAUAUUGUCAUUUAAAAUUA
Molecule: messenger RNA, 3211 nt
Organism: Protopterus annectens (West African lungfish)
Lineage: Eukaryota; Metazoa; Chordata; Ceratodontiformes; Protopteridae
Gene: REXO5
Product: RNA exonuclease 5
Exons: 20
Coding region: 384-2828 (814 amino acids)
Cellular component (GO): nucleus
Molecular function (GO): exonuclease activity; RNA binding
Source: RefSeq, a predicted model, not a curated record